GAGAUAUCUGGACCAACAAAUGUGCAGAGAGGAGCUUUGGAAAUAUCAGGUCCAAAGAAUGUACAGAGAGGAGAAAUGGAGUUGCUGGCUAAACAGCAACAACAACAACAGCAGCAUCAUCAUCAGCAUCAUCAUUCAGAUGCUGGAUUCUCAAGCAAAGGAGGUGAAUCUAUGGACUUUGAUAAAGAGCUUGCACUUAGCCUCAGCGAUAGGCUCAAAGUUUUCAAAACAUCAAAUUUUGAACCUGAAUCAUAUGUCAUUGAUAAAUGCCGCGGCAUGAGUGAAAAGGAAAUCAGGUACUUGUACUCGUAUCUUCUUGACUUAAAGAAAGCAUCAGCGGAGGAAAUGCGCAAAAGUGUUUAUGCUAAUUAUGCAGCUUUUAUACGCACAGCUAGGGAGAUCUCUGAUCUUGAAGGACAACUCCUUUCCUUGAGAAACUUUCUUUCAACACAAGCAGCUCUUGUUCACAGUUUAGCUGAUGGAACCCGUCUUGAAUCUCUAUACACCGAGCACGAGCGUUCCAUGGGUGACACAUUGAACUUAGAAGACAGGGAACUCUCUGAGACUGAAAAGUGGUUAGAAAAAUACAUAGAGCAUCUUGAAGUCUUACUUGCAGAGAGAAGAAUAGACGAGGCUCUGAAUGCAUUUGAAGAAGGUGAACGCGCAGCGAAAGAAGCUGAAAGGAAGCAAACUUUGAGCAAUUCUGCAAUCUUGUCAUUGAGAAGCACCAUCAAGGGACAGAGACAGAGAGUGGCUGAUCAGCUCGCUCAUUCUGCUUGUCAAGCAUCCACGGGAAGAUUUGAGCUCCGUUCAUCUGUUCAGGCUCUGAAACAGCUCGGAGAUGGUCCAAGGGCACACUCAUUGCUUCUGAAUUCUCACCAGCACAAGUUGCAAUACAAUAUGCAAGGUCUUCGACCUUCAGGCUCAGUUUACGGAGCAGCAUAUACAGCUGCACUUUCACAAUUAGUAUUCUCAACAAUCGCGCAGGCAGCAAGUGAUUCAUUGGCAGUCUUUGGUGAUGAACCAGCCUACACAUCUGAGCUAGUUACAUGGGCAGUCAAGCAAACUGAAUUAUUCUCUCUUCUUGUGAAGAGACAUGUGCUUGCCUCAUCAGCAGCUGCAGGUAGCCUGAGAAUAGUGGCAGAAUGCGUACAAAUAUGUAUGGGUCAUUGUUCUAUGUUGGAAGCACGUGGCUUAUCACUUUCUCCAGUCUUAUUGAAGCUUUUUAGGCCUUGUGUUGAACAAGCUCUUAGUGCUAAUCUUAAAAGAAUCGAGCACUGCACUGCUGCUCUUGCUGCCGCAGAUGAUUGGUCAUUGUCUUAUCCACCUGUUGCAACACGUCCUCUUGGUUCAUCCUCUCUAGGAAGUGUCAUCGCUUCUCAGCCUAAACUUUCAAGCAGUGCUCACAGAUUCAAUUCUCUGGUUCAGGAAAUCUGUGAAGAUAUUGGUUCAUUGGAAAGCUUGCAAUAUGCUGAUAGUGCACUAGAAGGUGUUCUACAAGUGUUCAACUCAUAUAUUAACAUGUUGGUGAAUGCAUUGCCAGCUUCAGUUGAUACAGAAAACUUGGAAGGGUCUGGGACAAAACUUGUAAGGAUGGCAGAAACUGAAUCACAACAGAUCGCCCUUCUUGCCAAUGCAAUGUUAUUAGCCGAAGAGCUUCUCCCACGUGCUGCUAGCAAGCUCUCGUCGGCUAAUCAGGCAAAUAGAAUUGAUCAAUCAAGAAUUGAUGCAACACCAAGAAGAACCUCUGACAGGCAAAAUCGAGCUCCUGAACAGAGAGAACUAAAGAAACGGCUCCAAAGAUUAGUUGAUCGUCUGCGUGAUGGCUUCUGCAGGCAACAUGCAUUGGAAAUUAUCUUUAGUGAAGAUGGAGGGGUUCGUCUUGGUUCAGAAAUGUACACUAGUUUGGAUGGAAGCACAGAGCCUGAAUGGUUUCCUUCUUCAGUAUAUCAGGAUCUUUACGAGAAGUUGACUCUUAUAGCAUGUAUAGCCUCAGAAGUAUUUGUUGGAAGAGAACGGUUCGCAACCAUGCUACUAAUGAGACUCACAGAGACAGUUAUCCUUUGGCUCUCUGAUGAUCAGAACUUUUGGGAAGCCAUUGAGACAGGACCCAGGCCCUUGGGUCCUCAAGGUCUUCAACAGUUCUAUUUAGACAUGGAAUUUGUGAUACUUUUUGCAUCACAAGGACGUUACAUGUCUCGCAAUCUUCAACAAGUUAUCAAGAACAUUAUUGCUAGAGCGAUUGAAGCCGUUGCAGCAAGUGGAACAGAUCCAUACAGUGUAUUGCCAGAAGAAGAUUGGUUUGCUGAAGUUGCUCAGAUAGCUAUUAAGACUUUGACUGGCAAAGCUAACUUCGGUGGAGAUGACGACGCGCCAAUUAGUCCAACCGCUGUUGUAACUGAAAAUCAAUUUCCUCAGGCAGAAUGA
Impatiens glandulifera is the source of this 2427-nucleotide messenger RNA. RefSeq names its product exocyst complex component EXO84A. Gene Ontology annotation, cellular component: exocyst. Lineage: Eukaryota; Viridiplantae; Streptophyta; Magnoliopsida; Ericales; Balsaminaceae. The coding region runs from base 76 to 2427 and encodes 783 amino acids. The record is from RefSeq and is a predicted model, not a curated record. Gene Ontology annotation, biological process: exocytosis; intracellular protein localization; Golgi to plasma membrane transport. The transcript has 8 exons.